Mytilus trossulus (common blue mussel) is the source of this 2682-nucleotide messenger RNA. Its product is annotated as glutamate receptor ionotropic, delta-1-like. The record is from RefSeq and is a predicted model, not a curated record. Bases 70 to 2532 code for a protein of 820 amino acids. Gene Ontology annotation, cellular component: postsynaptic density membrane; plasma membrane. Gene Ontology annotation, biological process: modulation of chemical synaptic transmission; synaptic transmission, glutamatergic; monoatomic ion transport. Lineage: Eukaryota; Metazoa; Mollusca; Bivalvia; Mytilida; Mytilidae. The transcript is spliced from 13 exons. Gene Ontology annotation, molecular function: transmitter-gated monoatomic ion channel activity involved in regulation of postsynaptic membrane potential; glutamate receptor activity.
AGAAAGCAGUAUUGCUUAAUAAAAGUGUUCGUCGCUAUAAGCAUUUGGUAUUACCAUAUUCCACACAUCAUGCUAACAAAACGCUUGUCUUUCGUCCUUGUUUUUCUACAAUUAUUGGACAACAUCUAUUCAUUACCUACUUUUAAAAUAGUUGUUUUAGUCCAGGGUGACGUUUGGCAAGGUCCAUUUAUAAACGAGACAGUGAACAAUAAUGACGUCACGUUGGAAGUAGUAAGCGUUACAACUGAGAACAAAAUAUUUGAUUUCAUAAAUAAAGUUUGUGAGUUGGCACCUGGGUCCGUUGACGGAUUUGUCCUAUUUGUUGACUGUAGGACAGCCAUGAUAUUAGAAAAACAGAAGAUAUUCAAAUCCGUGCCGACUGUGGUAGUGAUUCGUGAUUUCUGUCACGUGACAAGCACCCAAAUGAUACAGUUACGACCAGACUGUACUUAUAGUAAUACAAUGUUAGCUGACAUUGCUGCGUACAAGCUUUGGCGCAAUGUACUACUUUACUAUGACCAUACUUACAGUUCGUUGUGUCUGACAAAUCUCCUCAUGCAACUGUCUCUGAAUUUUGUUUCAACAAGAAUGGUCAAAACGAACAACUAUGCUGGACCAUCGCAAUAUCUACCUUAUAUAGACAGACAUUCGCCUGAUGGGAUCUUUGUUGUCACGGCAACCGAUACAAUGGAAGCUAUAAUAUCGCAGGGUCAAGUGGGUAGUUCGAACCUUCCCUGGGUACAGAUGUCUGGUGACACACAGCUGGUAAAUGGUAGUCAAUACAAUGACAGUUUCGUUGUCUUACUGAGAAACCAAUUUAAAGGUUUAAUAUCUGAUCAAGGAACCUGUGAAUCCAACCAUUCCAGGGAAUUGGAUUCAGAAACAUAUUUAUCCGAUGCCAUAAAAGCGAUGGUGGAAAUAUUUUCAGAUGUUGUGCUUUCAAAAAGCGUAACAGCGUUAGAACCGAUGGAUUGCAGACACAAAAGUACACCAAGUAAUAGGACUCACGCUAUGGAGGUUUUUAAGACAUUUCAACAAAACCAUGUAAUGAAUUAUUCUGAAUACCAGAUAUGCAGUACUGAAAACAGUUUGACAGAUUCAUGGAAGUAUAUGGGUAAUUGGUCAAAGGACAAUGGAAUGUCGCUGGUGACAAGUAAAUUGUUUGGAAAUGAAUUCAUCGACUUCAACAAUGCAACGCUAAAAGUAGCAGCACUUCCGCUUGAUCCGUUCGUUUUCUUCAACGUUGAUGACAACAACCAGACAACAUAUAGCGGUUUCUGUAUCGACAUCUUGGACCAGCUCGCAUUGAAAUUUAACUUCAAUUAUGAGAUUGUGUCUCCUGCCGACAAUGCCUACGGAAGUCUUGAGGAUGAUGGGACCUGGAAUGGAAUGGUUGGUAUGGUCAUGAGUAAUGAAGCAGAUUUUGCGGCAGGUCCUUUCACAAUAACAUCCGCCAGAGAAUCUGUGAUUGAUUUUACAACGACUUAUAUGGAGGAAGGUAUUGGAAUUCUGACAAUGAGACCAAAGGAAGAGGAAAAUAAGGAGUACAAAAUGUUCAAACCAUUGUCUGUAACAGUCUGGGUAAUGAUUGGUAUUACUAUAGUUAUUGUCGGUGUGUUGGUGUACGUGAACAACAGAUACAGCCCAGUUAUCACAGUUACCAAGCCAGAAGACAAUGAACCUCCGCAGAAUCCACCAAAGCUAAGCUCUUCUAUGUGGAACGUUUAUGGAUAUUUUGUAGAGCAAGGAGGAGAUGAACGACCACGAUCUUUAUCUGGUCGUCUGAUAUUAAGUGUCUGGUGGAUGUUCACUAUUUUGAUGUUGGCGACAUACACAGCCAAUCUUGCUGCCUAUUUGACUGUGACAAUUAUCGAAUCACCUAUCAAUAGUCUCGAGGAAUUGGCGAAUCAUGCAGACAUUCGACCUUUAAUAUUUUCCGGAUCAAAUCUACAUACUUUGUUUAAGACUGCUAAAUCGUCGGUAUAUGGACAGAUAUGGAGUAAAAUGUCUGGUAUGCCAAUAGUUAAAGACAUAGAUACAACACUGAGCUAUGUGCGAACCAAUGAGUAUGCCUUCAUGUCGGACUUCUCACUUCUGGAAUACAUCAUGUUACAAGACUGUCAGACGUACGCUAUGGCGGAUGAAAAGUUCAACAAUGCAGGGUUUGGCUUUGUUCUCGAAGAAAAUUCACCAUAUUUAAAUGCAUUUAAUCUUGCAAUAUUGAAGAUGAAUGAAGCAGGAUUAAUUGAAAAAUGGCGGAAACAAUGGUGGUCUCUGUCAGAUGAUUGUACUAGUUCCGAUAGAACUGGCUCUGCGCAGUCGCUCGGAUUAGAUAGUAUCGUUGGCCUUUACUAUGUUUAUUUUGGAGUUGUUGGUUUAGCUGUUUUUUCUUUCCUCAUUGAAUUGAUUUGCAGCAGGAAGAUAGUCCAACGAUGGAUCUCAGUACAAGCAACGAAAUUGAAUGCUGGAAAGACAAUGCUCAUAAACAGGCUGAUUAACAGAGACUCGGAUGUUGUUACCUUAGUAAAAUGAUCAGGAUCGGAUAAAAGGAUGGCCUAAGAGUCCUUUCAGGGGACAUUUGAAUUAUUAUUUAGUGAAUAAUUGAAUCAUGACUUGAGCGGGUCCCUUUUUUGCAGUAAGUGUGUCCUCAUGAAAUUUUCUGUAUCCGCCACUGAUGAUAGA